GUUCCUUAACUUCCCUUCCUCUUCUCUUGUCGCCCUCCUUCAACUGUCUUAGGUCUGACCGACUUGCCGCAGUGACUACUUCUUAACAAGAAAAGGGAGCGCGUAUCAGUAUUCAAGACUGAUCGAGUCUAAUUCCUGGUGAAUUUGACUUUGGUUUCGUCACAAACUCAUUGAUCAAAGCCAGAGAAGGUCGGUGGUAUUUUAGCUCUUGUCGGGACAAGCUGCCUGCCUGCCUGUUUAUCAAUCAUAAAUAUGGCGUCGUCUUCGUCGUCGGGUCCCGACACGAUCAUCAACCUCAAGGUCAGCUUCGAUGGAGUUGUCAAGAAGGUGAAACUUCCGCUGCGUGACCUCGCUGCGAGCACGCUGGCAAACAAGUUGCACGAGACCCUUUCCCUUCAUCCCGACAACACGUAUCUCAUCGAGCGCUAUUCCGACUCGGCGGCAUCUUACGUGGUGCUCAAUCCCGCCUAUCCCGCCGUCUUCAAGCAGCUGUACCGUGCCGCCAAGGCUAAGCAGAAGCUCAAGCUGAGGAUUACUACCCUCAACAAGGAAACUGUUGCUGAGAAGAACGCCGAGCUCUCUCCUCCUCCUCCUCCUCCUCGCAAUGCCCGCUCAGUAACUGUUGAGGAUGUACCCGAGGCCGUGCCACAGCCAACGACCACAUCUUCUGCACACAAGCCCGCUGAGGCCAUGGCUUCGUCUAUCGAGAAGACCGUCUGCGACUACAAGGCAUUCAUGACCGGCCAAGGAGAGCCGAUUACUGUUUCGGAGCCCUACCAGGACCCCCUUGAGGCUUUGGCCCGCAGGAUCAACUCGGUUGUGUUGUCCGCAGAGGCAAGGCUGACAAAGGCCGUAGAGACACCGACUGUGGAAAAGAAGGCUACUCCCCCGCUGCCUCCGAAGCCCACGGCGCUGUCACAGCUCUCCAACUCCCGCAUGCCAUUUGCAGUCUACUGCAACAGCUGCGACAAGACGAUUCCCGAUGUUCACUAUCACUGCUCUACCUGCGAUGAGGGUGACUUUGAUCUCUGCCAAGCUUGCAUUGACAUGGGCAUUUCAUGCCACGGCGAGGGCCACUGGCUCAUCAAGCGUAUGAUUCGGGAUGGUGCUAUUGUCACCAGCACCACUGAGCGCAAGGCUCCCAAGCCCCCGACUGCAAGCAACAAGUCGGCUCCUCGUUCUGCCAAGGCCCCCUUGUCCCAGGCAGUGCAGACUUGCCCCGCGAUGCCAGAGAGAAAGCAUGUGCCUACUUGCCCUGCUGCUACCAACCCUGCCCCGCGGGUUGUGCCUCUGUUCCGCAACUACCUGUACCAAAACGCCCGGACUUGCAACAACUGUGUGCAGGAGUUCCCCGAGGCCGAAUUCCUUCACUGCACCACUUGUGCUGACUUCGACCUUUGCAAACCGUGCUUCAUCAAGGAUGCCCACGGUCAUCACCCUCGUCACGGCUUCACCCCGGCUGUUGAGGGCACCGCAACUGACAACGAGGUCUCUUGCCGCCUGGCUCCUGGCCGCAACGAGAAGCACAAUGCCAUUUGUGACGGAUGUGACAAGUACAUCAACGGCAUUCGCCACAAGUGCCUCGACUGUCCCGAUUGGGACUACUGCUCGGGCUGCGUCGUCAACGCCGGCUUUGUUCACCCGAACCACCGCUUUGUGCCUAUCUAUGAGCCUCUGCGUGACGUAGCUGUUCGCACUGCUAACCUACCAGUCCACUUUGGCAUCCACUGUGAUGGACCUCUUUGCCAGGCGGGAACACCCCGUUUCAUCGUUGGCGAUAGGUACAAGUGUGCCGUCUGCCAUGAUACCGACUUUUGCGAGAGGUGCGAGGCCAGCCCUGCCUCGACUCACAACAAGACUCACCCCUUGAUCAAGUUCAAGACUCCGGUUCGCAAUGUUAACGUCACAACGACCGGAGAGCAUGAGAAUGGAACCAAACUUCCCCAGAUGGGAGACCGCCCACGCCAUACGUCUCAGCCAGCCGAGCCCAAGGUCACCAAGCCAACCAUUGCCCCCUCGACCGUCAGGACCGUCGUGAACGUGCAGCCUGCUCCUGCUACUAGGGCCAUCUCUAUCUCACCCGAGGUGCAAAAGGCCCCCACGCCACCAGUGUCGCAGCCCCAGCCGGCUACGCGAACAACUGAGUACUGUGCGGUGUAUGAGAGCGACACCAUCGCUGAUGGCACUGUUAUGGAGCCAAACCACAUUUUUGAGCAGACUUGGGUUCUCCGGAACGCAGGCAGGCACCCCUGGCCCGCUGGAUGCCGUCUCAAGUAUAUUGGUGGUGACUACAUGGGCCACGUGGACUCCAAGCGCCCCGCUGCCGUGCCUGAGCUAAUUUCGGCCUCUGAGUCGACUGUCUGCUACGCCCCUCUGGCUCCUGGCCAGAAGUUCUCUUUCACAGUUCUCCUACGUACUCCUCCACGAGACGGCAAGGUCAUCUCCUACUGGCGACUUACGACCCCUGAGGGUCUGAAGUUCGGCCACCGUCUGUGGUGCGAUGUUGAGGUUAAGACUCCUGCCCCUGUCGAGGACAUCAAGCAGGAGGCUCCUGCCGUCGAGGAGGAGUCCAAGGAGGAGGUCAAGGAGGUCAAGGCAGAGGAGCCCAUCAAGGAGGAGAAGAAGCUCGAGGGCAGCCAAAUGAUCUUCCCCAAGCUUGACAAGGAGUCACCUGUUGCUAGCAUCCACCAGGAUUCUCCGGCUGCGACGCAGUCGGCACCAUCCGAGGUGGACAACCAUGCUGAAGAUUUCGAGGACUGCAAUGAUGACGAUGAGUGGUCUGAGGAGGGAUUCAUGACCGACGAGGAGUACGACAUUCUUGACGCCUCUGAUGAGGAGUUUGUUGUCGAGAAAUCGAACAAGAAAUGAGUUGAUUCUCAACGCCGUCACGGAAAAUAACAGCACGACCACGGACGGUGCAUCGAAAGUUUACGGCAAUCGAUGGCGGUCAAUCAUGCUCAUUUCCCGAGCAGCUUGACUUAGGAGCACAUGGGUUGAACAUAUGGGAAUCGUGAUAUGAUUGCCUUUGAUCAGCCGGUUUUUGUUUUCUUAAACUGUAUUUUUUUUUGUCACGCUGGAUAUUGGUGGAGUUCCUAUGGCUUCUUUUUCCUUUUGUUAUUUUCACUGCCUUGCCAGCUAUUUGGAGGGCGGACGACCAAUAUUCUCUCACUUGCACAAUGAGUCUUUUGGCCAUUGGGAUGAUGCUACUUCGUUUACCAGAUUGACUACUGAAGGCACAUCCUAAGGAGGGUUAGCGAUAUAAGCUAUCAAAACCUCUUAUCCGUUCUUUGGUUUCAUGUCAUGUGUUUACUGUCUAUCUGUCCUGUGAUUAGGUCGUGUUGUUUUAGUAGUAGUAAGUACUGAAAUUGAAAUAUUUGGUUGAGCAAGGAAAGCCUCUUUUCGCUUGAUUCUUAGGCAAAUACGCCAGCCAUCUCAGUCAAACGUGACCUUUUUGCCCUGAGGUGCGACGGCAGCACCGGUGAGCCUGGCCACAUUAAUGUCGGUAUGAUAACUAAGUGAGCCCCCUCCACUCUUCUCCGCACUAUCUCCUCCUGAUGACUCUGCAUUACUCCUGGGCGGGCCUCUGCCUCCAGGACCCUUCCGAGCAGUCUUUGGUGCAUCUUUCCCGAACCGCUUCUUAUACCUCGUCUGAUCAUCCUCGGCAAGCUGUAUGGUGAGCGGUCUGCCCUUGAGCUUGUUGACCCACCAUUUGCGCGUCUUUGUCUUUUCCGGAGCGGCGGCCGGCUUCCGCCUCUUUGUCUUUCUUGCAGCAUCCUCGUCGUCAUCGUCGUUGUCGUCCUUGGCCCCCUCCUCCUCAUCCCCCUUAUCGUCCUCAUCGCCACUCAUAAAGUCCUCCUCGGUCUCGACGGCUUCUUUGAUCUUAACAAAGCCCUUGACAGCCCAUUCGCAGGCGACCGAGUCGGCAAAGCGGACCCAGCCGUAGCCCUUGCACUUUCCCGAGUCCUCAAAGGUGGCGACCUUGGCCCACUCUAUGGUGCCGCACUUUUCAAACUGCCAGCGAAGCGUCUCCUCGGUCGCGUCGUAGGGGAGGUUGCCGACGUAGAUCUUUUUCGUGUUGGUGCUGGGCGUCGCGGCUGCGGUUGCAGCAGUAGCAGCCCCUGCCUUGUUUCCUGACUUUGUCUCAUCUGCACCAGCAGCGGCGGGAGCGGGCGCGGGUCGGCCCUCGAAGGACUUGGAGUCCUUGAUCAGCAGCUUGCGGCCGCCGUAGUCGGACUCGGACAGGGCGAUGGCGGCGAUGCAGGCGUCGUAGGCGGCAAAGUCGACGUAGGCGAAGCCCUUGUUGUCCCGCCUCUCAGACCCGGGCUUCUUGUCCUUGGACAGGGGCAGGUUGACGCGCGUGAUGGCGUCCUCGGUGAUGGAGCCGCCCGAGUUUUCGACCAGCCACUUGAAGACGUCGGCCCGCGUGGCCGUGAAGGGCAGGUUGCCGAUCCAGACUCCGUAAUUGGAACGCUCCUUCUUGCCACCCGCGGACGACGACCUCAGCUGCUCCGGAAGGUUCGCGGCGUCUUCGUCGUCGUCGUCGUCGGCUUCCAGGUCCGCCCGGUCGUCCCGCUUCUUCUUGGACGCGGGCUUCGGCAGCGGCUUGCCUUUCUUCAGGGCGCGGCGGGCGCGCUUGCUGGGUGGUUCCGGCGCCGAAAGGUCCACUGCUAUCUCGUCCUCUGGGUCCGUGGUCGGCUUGCGCUUCUUGCUGGAGGUGGUGGGUUCCGGGGUCGAGGAGCGGGAUGAGGCGGGGGGUGAGCCUGGUGAGCUCGGUGGCUCGGCGGAUUUCUUGGUCGGCAUUGUUUUUUUUUUUCUUUUUGUUAAGUUGAGGAUUGAGUUAGUUCCCCUUCCUCUUGCUGUCGAAACGUGUGCCUAUGCAAAUGCCUCUUCAAUGUUU
Messenger RNA from Pyricularia grisea, 4897 nucleotides. RefSeq lists its product as uncharacterized. Gene Ontology annotation, molecular function: zinc ion binding. The transcript is spliced from 4 exons. The record is from RefSeq and is a predicted model, not a curated record. Bases 253 to 2868 code for a protein of 871 amino acids. NCBI's taxonomy places the organism in Eukaryota, Fungi, Ascomycota, Sordariomycetes, Magnaporthales, Pyriculariaceae.